AGAUGUGGUUAGGAACGCAGCCAACCACCACCAGCAGCAGCUGAGCAUCAUCCGCAGCAGCAGCAGUGCGCGUUGUGUUCGUGGAUUCUGCUGCUGUGUUGUGGUCACUGACAGUCUUGGAGAAUUCGUGCGAUACAAGCAUCCCUUCGUCUUACCCUGCAGCGUGAUCAGAUCGUUUGGGGCAAAGCUACCAUCUAAACAUCUCAUGGCGACGUCGGCGGCAGCGGCCAAGGGGACGUUCCAGUUUGCCAUCGACCGUGGCGGCACCUUCACGGACGUGUUCGCACGCUGCCCCGGUGGCCGGGUCCGUGUCCUCAAGCUGCUGUCCGAGGACCCCGCGCACUACCCUGACGCUCCCCGCGAGGGCAUCCGCCGCAUCUUGCAGGAGGAGACGGGCAUGGCAAUGCCCGCGGGGCUGCCCCUGGAUACGGCGGCCGUGGAGUGGAUCCGCAUGGGCACCACGGUGGCCACGAAUGCGCUGCUGGAGCGCAAGGGAGAGCCCAUGGCCCUGCUCAUCACGCGCGGAUUCCGAGACCUGCUGCACAUCGGCAACCAGGCCCGACCGAAAAUAUUUGACCUGGAAAUCCGAAUGCCUGAGGUGCUCUAUGAAGAAGUCAUCGAGGUGGAGGAGAGAGUGGUUCUCCAACAGCAGAAAUGUCAGCUCCCAGGAAAGGAGGCACAUCCGAUUGUUACAGGUUCGACGGGCGAGAAGCUGGAGGUCUGGAAGGAGGUCGACCUCGCUGACCUGGAGGAGAAGCUUAGCGGAGUGUUGGCCCGGGGCAUCAGCAGUUUGGCCGUGGUGCUCAUGCACUCGUACACGUGGGCGGGACACGAGCGGAGCGUGGGCGAGCUGGCACGCCGCAUGGGGUUCCGGCACGUGUCACUGUCAUCGGACAUCAUGCCCAUGGUGCGGGCGGUGCCGCGCGGCUACACGGCGUGCGCGGACGCCUACCUCACCCCGUGCAUUCAGAAGUACCUGUGCGGCUUCACCGCCGGAUUCCGCAACGAGCUGCAGGACGUGCGGGUGCUGUUCAUGCAGUCGGAUGGCGGGCUCACCCCGAUGGGGAGAUUUAACGGGUCGCGCGCCAUCCUGUCCGGCCCAGCGGGCGGCGUGGUGGGCUACGCCGUCACCACCAGCACGGCGGACGAGCGCCAGCCCGUCAUCGGCUUUGACAUGGGCGGUACGUCGACGGACGUGAGUCGAUUUGCCGGCUCGUACGAGCACGUGUUUGAGACGACCACGGCAGGGGUGACGAUCCAGGCACCGCAGCUCGACAUCAACACAGUGGCAGCGGGUGGCGGCUCCAUUCUGUUCUUCAGAGCUGGCAUGUUCGUGGUUGGUCCGGAGUCGGCUGGUGCUCACCCUGGCCCAACUUGCUACAAAAAAGGUGGGCCGCUCACCGUGACCGAUGCAAACCUGUGCCUGGGUCGGCUGCUCCCGGAGUUCUUCCCCAAAAUUUUUGGACCGGAUGAGACGGAGCCUCUGGGCAAGAAAGAGACGUCGACCGCGUUUGCGAAAAUGACGGCGGACGUGAACGACUUCCUGGCUGGGCAAGCGUCUGGGAGUUCGCAGGCCCCCCCCGACAACAUGAGUGUGGAGGAGGUGGCCAUGGGUUUCAUUCGAGUGGCAAAUGAGGCCAUGUGUCGCCCCAUCCGGGCACUCACACAGGUACCGGUCACGAACACCUCCCAGCACGUGCUGGCAUGUUUCGGCGGCGCAGGAGGACAGCACGCCUGUGCCAUUGCACGCGCCCUCGGCAUGAGCACAGUCUUCAUUCACAAGUAUUCUGGCAUCCUGUCCGCGUACGGCAUGGCGCUGGCGGACGUGGUGCACGAGUGCCAGGAGCCGAGCGCGCUUGUGUACGGACCGCCUGCCUUCCGACGCUUGGAGGAAAGGAUCACAGCACUCGAUCAGCGUUGCGUGCAAGAGCUGCAGGCUCAGGGCUUCGCCCGGUCCCAAAUCCACACGGAGGUGUUCCUGCACAUGCGCUACGAACGGACCGACUGCGCUCUCAUGUGCUCUGCCUGUGGGUUCCCUGUAAACGAGGCCUCUUGUAGCUACGGAGACUUCCUUCAGGCCUUCACGCAACGGUACAAGCAGGAGUUUGGCUUCACGAUCCCUGGGCGCGCGGUGGUGGUGGACGAUGUGAGGGUGCGUGGGGUCGGCAAGAGUGGCGUCCACGCGGAGCCCGAACUUGCUGCCAGCGAGGAACCGCCGCCUCUCAGGAAGGUGACGCGUUGCUACUUUGAAGAGGGUUACCUGGACACCGGCGUGUACCUGCUGGGGGAGCUGAUGAGCCAGCACACUAUCCCAGGCCCCGCCAUCAUCAUCGACAACAACAGCACCAUCCUGGUGGAGCCGGGCUGCACAGCGAGCGUGACGGCGCACGGGGACGUCCGUGUGGCCGUGGGCCGCGCCUCGCCCUGCACGGUGGGGCCGCGCCUCGACGCUGUCCAGCUCUCCAUCUUCUCGCACCGUUUCAUGAGCAUUGCCGAGCAGAUGGGACGCAUUCUGCAGCGCACGGCCAUCUCCACCAACAUCAAGGAGCGCCUCGACUUCUCGUGCGCCCUCUUCGGACCCGAGGGGGGCCUCGUCUCCAACGCCCCCCACAUCCCCGUGCACCUGGGUGCCAUGCAGGAGACGGUGCAGUACCAGAUCAGAAACCUGGGAGAUAUCAAAGAAGGCGACGUGAUCUUGAGCAACCACCCGUGUGCUGGAGGGAGCCACCUGCCUGAUCUCACCGUCAUAACCCCAGUGUUCCGGGCAGGCGUGGAUAGGCCUGUGUUUUUCGUGGCGAGCCGCGGGCACCACGCAGACAUCGGGGGCAUCACACCCGGCUCAAUGCCACCAAACUCCACCACGCUGCAGCAGGAGGGGGCUGUGUUCAUCUCCUUCAAGCUCGUGAAGGAUGGCAUCUUCCAGGAGGAAGCGGUGACCGAAGCGCUCAUGGCUCCCGGCCUCGUGCCCGGCAGCAGCGGCACACGCAACCUUCAGGACAACCUGUCGGACCUGCGCGCUCAGGUGGCAGCCAACACCCGUGGCAUUGCUCUCGUCGGACAGCUCAUCGACGCGUACGGCCUGGCCACCGUGCAGGCCUACAUGCAGCACAUACAGAACAAUGCAGAGGUGGCGGUCAGGCAAAUGCUCAAGGAGUUUGCGCUCGGUCUCUUGGCUCCCGGCAAUGAUGGGCCCCUUCGGGUGGAAGCCGAGGACCAUAUGGAUGAUGGAACGCCUAUCCGUCUGUCGGUGGAGAUCAACCCUGCCGAUGGCAGUGCGGUCUUUGAUUUCACAGGGACCGGUCCAGAGGUGAAGGGCAAUUGUAAUGCUCCCCGUGCCAUCACGCUCUCCGCACUCAUAUACUGCCUGCGUUCCAUGGUGGGACAGGACAUUCCUCUAAAUCAGGGCUGCCUGUUCCCUGUGAGGGUGGUGAUCCCGGAGGGCUCCAUACUGUCGCCCUCUCUGGGUGCCGCCGUGGUGGGAGGGAACGUCCUGACGUCUCAACGCAUCGUCGACGUCAUCUUCCGAGCCUUCUCUGUGUGCGCUGCAUCGCAGGGCUGCAUGAACAACAUCACGUUUGGAGACGAGGAGGUCGGCUACUACGAGACGGUGGCGGGCGGCGCUGGCGCCGGGCCGCACUGGAGCGGCCGCAGCGGGGUCCACACUCACAUGACCAACACUCGCAUCACGGACCCCGAGAUUCUGGAGAAGAGGUACCCCGUUGUGCUGCAGAAGUUCGCACUGAAUGCUGGGACGGGGGGAAAGGGGCGGCACUCUGGCGGCGAUGGAGUGACGCGGGAGCUGCUCUUUCGCCGCCCCCUCCUGCUCUCCGUGCUGACAGAGCGCCGGCGCUUUGCGCCGUACGGGCUGAACGGAGGAGCUCCUGGGGCUACCGGACGGAACUGGUUUAUCCGGGCGAACGGAGAGAGCCUCGAGCUGGAAGCCAAAUCCUCCGUAUCCGUGCAGCCCGGGGACACGUUUUGCCUGCAAACACCAGGAGGCGGCGGCUUUGGAAAGCUGGAAGACAACGCUGACCACGGCGGCGAAGAGCCGCGUGCCACCGAUGGGCGUGAGCCAGCCAGAGCUUUUGCUGAAAGAGGCAGCUUGUUUGACUACAAGCAAGCCCAGGAAUCCGUUUAAAUUGUUCGCAGCAACGACAGCUGGCUCAGCACACCUCGCCUGCCGACAUACGCCGCACAACAACAAUGCAGGUGAUGUAACGCAAAGCGCCGAGGGAGGCCGACACUGUAAACUGGGUUCUGCAACACACUGCCCGCGCUCCUGUUUAAGAACGAAGAUGUUGCUAUGGUCACCGGUGCCCGAUUUGUGUUGGAUUUAACACAAAGCGGGAACUUAAAUAAAAGCAUGCGGAGUGUUCAAAUAAUCCUUGCGCGUUCUACCAAAUCCAGCUUAGCGUCGGCCUUUAAGCGUAGAAACGUACAUUGUGUUGUGUGCGUCUCUUGGUAGGCAAGGGUGUUGCUGAAGCAGUUUCCACUGCCAUGUCCCGUGAAGUUAAUUGAAUAACCGAUCGCUUUGCCUGCGAUCCCCAUACAAAUAAUGUAUUCGCAAACGCCAAGAAAUUCUAAGAAAUAACAUUUCAAAGCUACCUCAUGGGGCUUAACCCAAUAGCUCCAAUCCAAAUAAGCUUGCUAUCAUUUUCACCGAUGUAUUUUGUGUGUCUGUAUGCAACAAGAUUCAGUUGAAUAAAA
Messenger RNA from Lethenteron reissneri (Far Eastern brook lamprey), 4707 nucleotides. RefSeq names its product 5-oxoprolinase, ATP-hydrolysing (gene OPLAH). Gene Ontology annotation, molecular function: 5-oxoprolinase (ATP-hydrolyzing) activity. Gene Ontology annotation, cellular component: cytosol. NCBI's taxonomy places the organism in Eukaryota, Metazoa, Chordata, Hyperoartia, Petromyzontiformes, Petromyzontidae. Gene Ontology annotation, biological process: glutathione metabolic process. The record is from RefSeq and is a predicted model, not a curated record.